This is a messenger RNA of Erigeron canadensis, 1536 nucleotides long. RefSeq names its product probable membrane-associated kinase regulator 2. NCBI's taxonomy places the organism in Eukaryota, Viridiplantae, Streptophyta, Magnoliopsida, Asterales, Asteraceae. The coding region runs from base 26 to 1312 and encodes 428 amino acids. The record is from RefSeq and is a predicted model, not a curated record. The transcript has 2 exons. Gene Ontology annotation, cellular component: plasma membrane.
UCAUUUUAUUCUGGCUCUUCCAAAUAUGGAUGCUUUCAGCUUGUUAAGAUAUUGGAGAAGUAAUGGCGGUAGUGACACAACUCCCAAUGCUAACGUCACUACUUCCACCACCGCCACCACAACUACUAUUGUCACCGGAGUCAGCACUCAAACGUCCGACACCGGUUCCGACGACAAUGACAACGAUCACGGACCGUUUUUUGACCUGGAGUUGAGCUUACAUAACGAGAAUGACAAAAAUGAAAAUGACGAAGAUAGCGACGGAUCUGAGGAGGAUGACGUUGAAGAUGUAAAUGAGUUGAAGUUUGCGCUUGUGAGUAGCUCUAGCGGUGAUAGUACAACUGAUGACGUCAACGUUUCUGUUUCUCCUUCUGAUGAUUUGUUUUUUAAAGGAGGUUUUGUUGCUGUUGCUACUGAUGAUGAUGAUUCUGGUGUUCAAACGACGUCGUUUGGAGGAACACAUUCUUCGAAACCAUCGCCUCGUGCUUCCUUGCUGAAAUCCGCAACGAAGCUCCGAGUGAUGAUGUUAAAAUUGAAAAAAAUGAAAAUAUCUGAAAAUACUAGUACAGAAUUGAAGCAACAGAAAGACGAACAAAGUAAUUUUAUUGAAGAAGUACCCAUUGUAUCGUUGUUUAAACGACACAACAGUACUUCCAAAACUCAAAAAAAGCUACAAAACGACGUCGUUGAAUCGCAAAUACAACAACACCAACAGCAAACUGUUUCUGAAGAUAUUUCUGUUAAUGCUGAGGAGAAAAAGUUUUCAAAAGAAGCGAUGCAGAGAUAUUUACGGAAAGUUAAGCCGUUAUAUGUUCGUGUUUCCAAACGGUACGGCGAGAAAUUGAAGUUUUCAGGUCAGCUAGCUAUUAAGCAGAAGAUGUCUCCAUCGUCGUCACCGGCGACGGAGGAACGGAAAGAGUUAUCGACGGUGAAGGAGGGAAAUCUAGAAGUUUCUGAACCGCCGUUGCUGUCUGGUAAUGGUAAAGGAUUGAAACAAGGUAAUUUACCGGCUGGACUGCGAGUUGUUUGUAAGCAUUUAGCGAAAAGCCGGUCGGCUUCCACGGCGGUUGUUGCGGCUGCGCCGCCGGGUAUGAUGUCGUCUAAACGCCGUGAUGAUUCGUUGCUGCAGCAACAGGAUGGAAUCCAGAGUGCUAUUUUGCACUGUAAGAGGUCAUUUAAAGCUUCUAGAGAUUCGGAUUGCUCGUCAAGUGAAUCGGCGCCGGCAUACGGAAAAUGUGGGAACGAUUCGAUUUCCGACACGGCGGCGGAAGUGAGAGAGACAACGGUGGAGGAUGAAAUGAAGAAAAGUUAAUUGGAGUCAAAAGGGGGAAAAUGAUGCUGGUGAUACUUUUAGGUUUUUGAUGUUGAUUGUGAUAGAAACGAGGAAGAAAUAUUAUAUUAUUAUUAUGAGUUAUCAACUAGUAAUCAUGAUAAAUGAAUCAAGUAUAGGACCAUAGUGUUUUAAUAGUAAAUUAUCUAGUCAAAUUAAUGUCCCCACAGUAGUAAUUUUAUUUUUAUCAUCAUCGUGUUAGUUAA